Molecule: messenger RNA, 4488 nt
Organism: Pseudopipra pipra
Lineage: Eukaryota; Metazoa; Chordata; Aves; Passeriformes; Pipridae
Gene: ZRANB3
Product: zinc finger RANBP2-type containing 3
Exons: 21
Coding region: 756-3989 (1077 amino acids)
Biological process (GO): replication fork processing; DNA repair
Molecular function (GO): ATP binding; endonuclease activity; ATP-dependent chromatin remodeler activity
Source: RefSeq, a predicted model, not a curated record
ACGGGGCGAUCCCGCCGCUGUGGCGGCGUGGGGUCCUUGUGCUCCUCGCGCCCUCCGGCCCCGGCCGCUCCCCCUUCACCCGCGUCCUUCCCCUCUCGCCGGGUGUGCUGUGCGUUCUGAGCAGCAGCGCCCUGACCCCGCCAGGUGCCCCCGCCAGCCCUCCCGCACCGCGGCGGGGCAGGCUGGGAGCUGUAGUCGGGUCUUGCCCUCUCCCCUUCUCGCCCUGCUGGCGCCUCGCCCCGGCUCUCACCACUCUUACCUACGCCGAGAGCUGGCGGGGUGAGCCCCGUCCAGCCCGGCCCUCAGCGCCAUCCCCGCUCCCCCUUCCCGCCACCCCGCUCCCUCAGCCCGCCCGCGCUCCUCCAAUCCCGGCGGGACAGCGGCCGGGGCGAGGCAACGCCGGGCGGGAGUACGAUUUUUAACUCGCUCGCGGGGAAGCGGGGCGGGGGAAGGGGAGAAGGGAUGGGGAGGGCAGAAAAAAAUAAGGAAAAGCGGUUCCCGGGCCCCAAAACGCUUCCCGUCCGUGACCCCCCGGCCGUGCGUCACUUCCCGGCGGCCGUUCGAGCGCGGAGCCCGCGAGGUGAGGGGGGACGGGGCGGCUCCGUCGGUGUCGCCAGCCAGGGACGAGCUGCCCGCUGACUCCUGUUCCAGCCCGUGCCUGUGCCAGGAGAUCCCUCCGGUUGUGUUCUGGUGCUGCCGGUGCCGGCUCAUCGCAGAUAGUUCUGCGAUUGCAGCUGCGGGGAGUUGCGUUCAACAUGAGUGCACUCCAGGAAACACCUACACUUGAAGCUUCUCAUUCAGAAAAUGUUGAUGCUAAGCUGUCCUUUCUACCUGAAAGACUGAGAAAGAAGCUGCUUCCUUUUCAGGAAAAAGGCAUCGUAUUUGCACUUCAAAGAAGUGGCAGGUGUAUGAUUGCUGAUGAGAUGGGGCUGGGUAAAACCAUUCAAGCAAUUGCCAUUUCAUAUUACUACAAAAAUGAAUGGCCUCUCCUGAUUGUGGUGCCUUCCUCUCUGAGAUACCCUUGGGUCGAUGAGAUGGAGAAGUGGAUUCCAGAGCUCUCUCCAGACGACAUUACCAUCAUCCAGAACAAAACUGAUGUCGGGGGAAUAUCAACCAGCAAAGUAACGAUUCUGGGGUAUGGCCUGUUAACUUCUGAUGCACAGACUUUGAUAGACACUUUGUACAGGCAGAACUUCAAGGUGGUUGUGGUUGAUGAGUCCCACUACAUGAAAUCCAGAAACGCCACCCGCAGCAAGAUCUUACUGCCAAUUGUGCAGAAAGCUCUGAGAGCUGUGCUUCUUACUGGGACUCCUGCUCUGGGAAGACCUGAAGAGCUUUUCAUGCAGAUUGAGGCACUAUUUCCAAGAAGAUUUGGAACUUGGAGUGAAUAUGCUAAAAAAUACUGCAAUGCUCGUGUCAGGUUUUUUGGGAAAAGAGCUCAAUGGGACUGUAGAGGGGCUUCAAAUUUAGAAGAACUACAUCAACUUUUAAGUGCAAUAAUGAUCAGAAGACUGAAGAAUGAUGUUCUAACUCAGCUGCCUCCCAAAGUCAGGCAGCGGAUUCCCUUUGACCUCCCUCAGGCCGCAGCAAAGAAUUUGAAUGCCACUUUUGCAGAGUGGGAGAAGUUAAUGAGAAACCUGAAUCCAGAUGCCACUGAAAGCCACUUCUCUCAGGUCAUGAAUCUAAUCACACGGAUGUACAAAGAAACAGCCAUUGCCAAGGCAGGAGCAGUGAAGGAUUACAUCAAAAUGAUGCUUGAGAAUGACAAGCUGAAGUUCCUUGUCUUUGCCCACCACCUGAGCAUGCUGCAGGCCUGCACAGAGGCUGUCAUAGAAAACAAGGUUCGCUACAUUCGGAUAGAUGGGAGUGUCCCCUCUGCAGAGAGGAUUCACCUUGUCAAUCAGUUCCAGAAGGAUCCUGAAACCAGGGUUGCUAUUUUGAGUAUUCAGGCAGCUGGGCAGGGUUUAACCUUCACUGCUGCCACUCACGUGGUGUUUGCUGAACUGUACUGGGAUCCAGGCCACAUAAAACAAGCAGAGGACAGAGCACACAGGAUUGGGCAGAGCAGCUCUGUGAACAUCCACUUCCUCAUUGCCAAGGGAACCAUGGACACCCUCAUGUGGGCAAUGCUGAACCGCAAGGCCAAAGUCACAGGCAGCACCUUGAAUGGCAGGAAAGAGAAGAUGCAGGCUGAAGAAGGGGAUAAGGAGAAAUGGGAUUUUUUGAGUUUUGCUGAGACUUGGACCCCAAAUGAAAGUCUAGAAGAUCCCAAAAAUGAACUUUUAUUUACACAUUUUGAGAAGGAAAAGCAGCACGACAUUCGUUCCUUCUUUUCCCCAAAAUCCUCCAUGGAGAAGAAACGCAAAAGAUUUUCUGGCAGUGAAUUGUUAAAGAAUGAUACAGAAUCUUCUGAAGUCACAAAAGAAGAGGAUGAAAACCUGGAUUCCACACCAGUAGAUGCUGGGGAUCCAGUUUGCCCUGAAAGCACCUGUGAACAUGAAGCCAAAAGAGCCAGAAGCACAAGUGGAUCUACCCCAGGCAGCUGCAGUGGUAAAAAGAAAACAUCUCUGACUGGAGAAAAGCCCUCCUUGUUUUCAGAAAAAAACAGUGAACUCUCUCCUUGUGGCUUAAAUACUUCCAGCAAAAGCACAGCUGUAAACCAGGUUUGGCACUGCAGGGUUUGCACUUACACCAACCACGACCUGCUGCCUUACUGUGAGAUGUGCGGGUGCCCUCAGAGCAGCAGUGUUGAGAGAAUCCGUGAAGCUCCCACGAGCCAAACUGAGGAAGAUGUGUCAGAGAGCCCCAGGAGAAGUGAGGAGAGAGCAGAGUGCAGUGCUGAGGAUGGGAGAGAAGGUUUGGGGGAAGUGGAGAAUGGAGAAAGUGAAAAAAAGUGUGGAGAAGGGAAUGAAGAUAAAUCAGACACAUUCCAAAUAUAUGAUGGCCUUUUGUUUUGUGCAAGUAGGAAUACUGACAGAAUCCACCUGUAUACAAAGGAUGGGGAGCCCCUGAAUCAUAACUUCAUUCCAUUGGACAUUCAGCUGGAUAACUGGGAAGAUUUACCAGAGACUUUCCAGCAUAAAAAAAAUCGUGCACUGAUCCUGAGGUUUGUGAAAGAAUGGACUCAGCUGACAGCAAUGAAGCAGAAGAUUGUCAGAAAAAGUGGUCAGAUAUUUUACAGUCCUAUUCAUGCUGCAGAGGAGUUGUCUAAAAAGCAGUCUGUUGGCAGCAGCACAAAAAGGUAUGUGACCAGGGAGGAUGUGGCAGCAGCCUCACUCUCCAAAGCCGCCAGCACCGGGGGCAGCGUCCGCCUCAUCUCCAGGGAAAGUGGGGUUUGUCCCAAGAAAGAAAAUGCUCCUGUUGAACAAUCCACAAAGUUGCUUUCAGACACUGGAGGAGGUCCCUCAGCCCUUCAUGGCGAGCAGGGUGAAGGCUCCCCCCUGCCCAAAGGGUAUUUGCAAGCCCUGGACAGCCAGGGGACCCCGCUGUGCCUGAGCUGUCAGCAGCCCACGGCACAGCUCCCGCCCGGCAGCCACGCCUGGGACACGCGGUUCUGCUCCCACGCCUGCCAGGAGGAUUUCUCCAUCCGCUCCAGCCAGAGCUACCUCAGGACCAAAGUGUUUGAAGUAGAACACGGGGUUUGCCAGUUCUGUCACCAAAACGCGCAGGAGCUUUAUCUCAGCGUCAGAGACGCCCCCAGGAGUCGGCGCAAGGAACUGCUGGAGAACUCCUGGAUGUCCCACCUCCCACUGGGGCAGCUGAACGAGAUGAUCCGGAGCCCCACGGAGGGGCAGUUCUGGCAGGUGGAUCACAUCCAGCCCGUGUACAGCGGAGGAGGACAGUGCUCCCUGGACAACCUGCAGACUCUGUGCACAGCCUGCCACAGGGAGAGAACUGCCAAGCAGGCCAAGGAAAGAAGCCAACUGAAGAGAAGGUCUUUGGCUACAAAGUACGGCUGUGACAUCACCAAGUUUUUUGUGAAAAUGUAAAAUGCAAAAUCCCUUCAGGUAUAAUGUAACACUAAAUCCAAUACAGUUAUAUAGUUUUCCUCAUGUGCUGAUUUAACAGGAAUCUCUGUCGCCCAUCAAUGCUGCUGGUAGAGAGGAGAAAAUAUGGAAUUAAAACCAAGGAAUCGUUUGUAACACUGAUAGUCAGAGAGCAUCCAAGGUACUUGAUUAUGGUCAUGUUUUUAUGACCCUGUGGUUUAAAGCUAAAUUUCUGCAUGGAACCUUACUGCACUGAGCCUGACUUACAGGACUCUGGCAUUUAGAACUGAUGGCAGUUGAAUUCUGUUUUUACUUAAACCAGCUUGUAUUAAAAUUUUAUUUAUGAUAAGGAACACUAGAUAUUACCAAUUAUGUCAUCAAAGGUAGUUUCUGGGAAAUGCUACCGUCACAUUUUCCUUAACAAGAUUGCUGGUUCCUUUGGACUGCUUACCUGGCUUUCUUUACUGUUACUUUAAAUAAAUACAGUUCUUUCUCGUGGUGA